AUGACCAGCACAGGGCGCCCCGGGGCUGGGGAGGCCCAGGAGGAGGAAGGGGAGGAGGGAGAGGGCUCUGUGGAGCCCCCGUCACCUGAGAUGAUGCUGGAACAGGCUCGGGAGUUGUUUCUGCUGUGUGACAAGGACGCCAAGGGCUUCAUCACCAGGCAUGACCUGCAGGGCCUGCAGAGCGACCUGCCCCUCACGCCCGAGCAGCUGGAAGCUGUGUUCGAGAGCCUGGACCAGGCCCGAGCUGGCUUUCUCACACCUCGGGAGUUCUGCCUCGGCCUAGGCAGGUUUGCAGGCCUGGGGUCUGCCCAGGGCUCACUGCCCUCCAGGGCCACUGAGGAGACCUUUGAGUCAGGCUGGUCUGGUGCGCGGGGCCCGGGGGGCUCCCUGGAGGAGGAGGAAGAGGACGAGGAGCGAUUCUGCACUGCACUGGAGCAGCUGGGGGUGGCCCGGGCCCUGGGCGAGCAGCAGGCGGUGCGGACGCUCUGGGUCCUGCUGCAGCGCGAGCGACCCGAGCUGCUGGGCUGCUUCGAGGACGUCCUGAUGCGCGCGUCGGCCUGCCUGGAGGAGGCGGCCCGGGAGCGGGACGGCCUGGCGCAGGCGCUGCGGCGGCGGGAGAGCGAGCACGACAGGGAGGUGCGGAACCUGUACGAAGAGUUGGAGCAGCAGCUGGGUGAGCAGCGCCGGCGCCUGCGCACGCAGGACCGACCCCGGCAGGAGCGCAGAGGCCGCCUGGAGCAGGAGCUGCAAAGCCGCGAGCAGGAGCUGGAGCGCGCGGGCCUGCGGCAGCGGGAGAGACGUGGUGGCGGUCUCCAGAAACAUGCAGAAGGAGAGGAUCAGCCUCCUGCGGCAGCUGGAACUUCUCAGGGAGCUGAACACCCGGCUGCGGGAUGA
Molecule: messenger RNA, 894 nt
Organism: Orycteropus afer afer
Lineage: Eukaryota; Metazoa; Chordata; Mammalia; Tubulidentata; Orycteropodidae
Gene: CRACR2B
Product: calcium release activated channel regulator 2B
Exons: 8
Coding region: 1-894 (297 amino acids)
Molecular function (GO): calcium ion binding
Source: RefSeq, a predicted model, not a curated record